AUGAAUGAUUUUAAUUUAAUAAAUAUAAAUAUAAGAUCAAAAGAAUUAUAUCAACCAAUUGAAGAGGAUCUGGGAAGAGAUGGUGUUGUUUCUUUAGUUAAAACGUAUCAGCUGAUAGAGGCAACCGUAUCACCCUAUCAAAACGUAUUGUUUGCAUUGAGAGAGAAAUUAAGAUUAAAUUUAAUAACAGCAGCAGCAGCAGAACAAGAUGACAGUAAUAAUAUAAAUCAUAAUCAAAGUAAUAAGAAAAAGAAGAAUAGUAAAAAAGAUAAAGAUAAUAGUAAAGAUAAUAAUAGCAAUUAUCAAUAUUACUUUUAUAUUAGAAAUAAAAAGAUAGAGGAAAAUCAAACGUUUUCAGAUUUAAAUAUUAACAAUGGUGAUAUAAUAGAGUCGUAUUCCAAUCCACUAUUGAUGGCAAUGUCAAUAUUUCAAGGAUAUACAGCCAAUAAAACACAAAAGUACUACAAAUUCGGAGUGGUACCUGCUCUAAACAAAAUAAAGACAGAUCUACCUUAUCUAGGUGAUAAUAUCGAAUUAAUAAGACAACAUGUACCAACAAUUAAUUAUAAACAAUUGGAAUUACAAUUUUCGGAUUAUAAGUUGUUUGAUAGGAAUACUAUCGAUCCAAUUGGUCAUUUCAUUAGGAGAUGCUACAAGUUGUUACCGGAGCAAGAGUUGGAGAAUAUCGCUAAUACUAGAGCGUCUAUUAAUAUCUAUGGUGUCAUACCUGAUACACCGCCACAACUAAGUGAUACAGAGUCUGAAGCGAGUGAAGAUGCAACACAACCCGACCCAAAUUCAACUGCUAUUCUAGCUUACACUCAAACCGAUACUAUCAAUAAGGAUGGCAGUAGUAGUACUACAAAUCAAAAGGUAUACGUAGUUGGAAAGAACAAACUACUAGAUUAUCAUUUCGAUGAGAGUAAAAUUGGAAAAGAAACAAUAGAGAAUGUAGAUGAUGAAGAAGAAGAGGAUAUAGAGUCAACACAACCUGAUUAUACAGGUUAUGAUAAUAAUAAUGAUAAUGAUAACAAUGAUAAUAAUGAUAAUAGUAACAAUAAUAAUAAUAGUAAUUUCGAUGAAGAUAUAGAAGCAACACAACCUGAUACUUCGAUUGAUGAUUUAGAUAAGGAAGAUGCUUGUUCGACAACCGAUGAGAAUAAUAUUUCAGUGGAGAAAGAUAUAGAGAAGGAGAUGGAGUUGGAUAUACAACCUACACAGGAGGAUGAUCAAUCUACACAGGAAGAUGAUCAAUCGACACAGGAAGAUGAUAAACAACAACCUGAUAGUUAUAUUCAAAGUGGAACGGUAACACCAACCAAGAGUAUCAAUAGUAAUAAUAGCGAUAGUGGCAUCAGUAAUCGACCAAUUACACCCGUAGAUAUCAGUAAGAAUAAAGCAAUUCAACUACAAUUGGAAAUAGAACAACAAAUCAAACAAGCACAUCCACAAAAACAACUAGAACAACAACAAACCACAUCACCUCCAAGGAAUAAAAAUAAACUAGAAGAUAACAACAAUAAUAAUAACAAUAUAUAUAACGAUAGCUGUAAUAACAAUAACAACAAUAGCAAUCAUCAUAAUAAUAAAUAUAAAAGAAUAGAUUUUGAUAAUAUUAAUACGAAUAAUAAUAAUUGUAGUAAUAAUAAUAAUAAUAGUGAUAGUAGUAGUAAUAAUCGUUUUAUUCAGCCAAUAACACCACUUGUAAAUAAUAACAACAAUAAUAAUAUAACAUUAUAUUCAGAUAGUAAUAAUAAUAACAAUAAUAAUUACGAAAAAACACCAAGAAAGUUUGAGAUUCUAAUGAAAGAUGGAAGAUUAUUACAGAGUGAUAGUAAAUCAUUGUAUGACCAGUUAAAGUGGAUCGAAAAAGAGAAUUUGAAAUGGAUAAGUUAUUUUCCACCCAAUACCGUUCCACUGUUACCAAGACCAACAUUUUCAGAUCCACCAUCAUUCUCUUCAAAAUAA
This is a messenger RNA of Heterostelium album PN500, 1968 nucleotides long. RefSeq names its product GATA-binding transcription factor. NCBI's taxonomy places the organism in Eukaryota, Evosea, Eumycetozoa, Acytosteliales, Acytosteliaceae. The coding region runs from base 1 to 1968 and encodes 655 amino acids. The record is from RefSeq and is a predicted model, not a curated record. The transcript is spliced from 2 exons.